AUGUGCAGAGAAAACAAAACUUAUCUGACUGAAUUCAUCUUGCUGGGCCUUUCUUCAGAUCAUCAGACCCAGAUCCUGCUGUUUGUGGUAUUUCUUAUCAUCUACCUGCUAACUGUGUUUGGGAAUCUACUUAUCAUACUCCUAGUUCACACUGACACUCGGCUUCAUACACCAAUGUACUUCUUCCUUAAAAAUCUGUCAUUUACUGAUUUCUGUUUCUCUACAACUAUUGUUCCUAAGAUGCUAUCCCAUUUUCUGGUUGUAAGAAAGACCAUUUCAUUUAUUGGGUGCUCAACUCAGAUGUUUUUCUUUCUAGUAAUGGGGUGCACUGAAAGUUCACUUCUAGCAGUGAUGUCCUAUGACCGCUAUGUGGCAGUCUGCAAGCCCCUGCACUACUCCGCCAUCAUGACCCACAGGGUUUGUGUUUUGCUAGUCAUAGGGUCUUGGGUUAGUGGAGUGUUUGUGUCUUUAGUAGAUACCACUUUCACUUUAUGUCUCCCAUACCAGGGGCCAAAUAUAAUUAAUCAUUACUUUUGUGAGCCUCCUGCUCUUUUGAAACUGUAUGGGUCUGGAAUAUUUGCCUACAUGAGGCCAAACUCCAAGACCACAAAAGAGCGAGAUAAAAUGAUCUCUGUGUUCUAUACAGUGGUGACUCCAAUGUUGAACCCCAUUAUUUAUAGUCUGAGAAACAAGGAUGUCAAAGGGGCUCUCCAGAGAGUAACUGCAAAAUAA
Ictidomys tridecemlineatus (thirteen-lined ground squirrel) is the source of this 732-nucleotide messenger RNA. RefSeq names its product olfactory receptor 2D3. The record is from RefSeq and is a predicted model, not a curated record. Gene Ontology annotation, molecular function: G protein-coupled receptor activity; olfactory receptor activity. NCBI's taxonomy places the organism in Eukaryota, Metazoa, Chordata, Mammalia, Rodentia, Sciuridae. Gene Ontology annotation, cellular component: membrane. Gene Ontology annotation, biological process: G protein-coupled receptor signaling pathway.